CGGCCACGGUGCACUCAUAGAACGGAGCCGGAGCACCGGUAGCAACCGUGGUGUAGCCGCCGGCCGACGAAGCGUCACCGUCAAAGCGGUAGUACAGGUACUCCGCGCCGAUGGUCCAAUUCUGGGUCGCCUUCAGUUCGACGCCACCACCGACGACGUAGCCGACGCGCGUUUCGCUGGACUUGCUGCGCAGAGCCUGCGCGCCGCCGGGGCAGAGCGUGCCGGGGAUACCCGUGCAGUUGAUGUUGCCGGUGUAUCCGACAUCGGCAAAGGCAACGCCGCCCGUUCCGUAGAACAGCCACUGGUUCGACGUAUAGCCCAACCGGCCGCGGAUGCUGGCGAGCCAGUUCACCUGCGUCUGGAGGAAGGCGUUGUCGGUCAGGUUCGAGAUGCCACC
Molecule: messenger RNA, 397 nt
Organism: Didymodactylos carnosus
Lineage: Eukaryota; Metazoa; Rotifera; Eurotatoria; Philodinida; Philodinidae
Source: the annotation of a GenBank genome assembly